Diceros bicornis minor is the source of this 5917-nucleotide messenger RNA. RefSeq names its product zinc finger protein 214 (gene ZNF214). The record is from RefSeq and is a predicted model, not a curated record. The coding region runs from base 303 to 2264 and encodes 653 amino acids. Gene Ontology annotation, molecular function: DNA-binding transcription factor activity, RNA polymerase II-specific; RNA polymerase II cis-regulatory region sequence-specific DNA binding. The transcript has 5 exons. Gene Ontology annotation, biological process: regulation of transcription by RNA polymerase II. NCBI's taxonomy places the organism in Eukaryota, Metazoa, Chordata, Mammalia, Perissodactyla, Rhinocerotidae.
GGGCUUCCGUUUCGGUCUAGCUGGGCAGAGGCCAUUGUUUGUGUAGACGGAGGGUUUGGGCCGGUGUCCGUCGCGCUUCAGAGGCUCCGUAAGUGCCGCUGACUCUCGGGAGCACCGAGCCCGAAGCGGACAAGGGCGGGGAGAGCUGUGGCUGAAGAAAGGGUGGCAGAAAAGGGAGGGUCAGGGACCGAGAAGCGGCUCCGGCGGCGAAGUCCCGGAGACACCAGUGUAGGUGCGUCCUUCCCAGUCGGCCUCCCCAGGGACCUGUGAUCUGCAGGGCAGGACCGGGGUGGCAAAGGCUCAUGCCCGCAUUUUACAGCUCAGCCUCCUCAGCACUCCACCCUUCCCCAAAAGAGGAGCACCAAGGAGGAAGGAAUGUUCAGUGUUUUCCUCAUAGCCUGAUCGCAGAUUUCUUAUUCCUGGAAAGCCUGUUCUCGGACCAGAUGGCAGUAACGUUUGAAGAUGUGACUGUUAUUUUUACUUGGGAGGAGUGGAGAUUCCUGGAUUCUUCUCAAAAAAAGCUCUACAGAGAGGUCAUGUGGGAGAACUACACAAAUGUCAUGUCAGUAGGAAACUGGAAAGAGAGCUACAAACCCCAAGAAGAAAGAUUCAGAUAUUUAGAACAUGAAAAUCUUUCCUGCUGGCAAGGCUGGAGAAAUGCGAGCACUCAGAUAUAUGAGAAUCAAAACUAUGUGGAAACCAUUCAAAGGAUAGAUUCUGAACACCUAAAGCAGCAAGACCUUUCCCACUAUCAAGCAUGGUUAAUACUCUCCACACAAGUACCAGGGUAUGGGAACUAUGAAGUGACUUUUGGAGCUAAAAGUCCCACGAACUUAAAAUAUACAAAGUUUAUACCUUGGCAGUCCUUCAAAACAAAACAUACUCAAGACUAUAGUGGAGAAAUCUAUGUGAGUGAUUCACAUGGUUUUCAAGGAAGCAGAUACCAUCUUGGCAUAUCCAGGAAAAAUCUCUCCAUGGAAAAAGAACAGAAGCUCAUAGUUCAGCAGUCUUAUGUACCAAAUGAGGAAGCCCUUCCAGAGUACAUUGGGGAGAUGUCCCAAAAUGACCUACUGAAAGACUCUAUGGAAGAGAAAUACUGUGGAUGUAAUAAAUGUAAAGAAAUUUAUUAUUGGAAAUCACAAUGUGUUCUCCACAAGAGAAAUCAACUUGGAAAAAAGUUGUAUCAGUGCUCCAUUAGCACAGCAUGCUUCUCUCAGAGAUCAGACCUAUACAGACAUCCAAGAAUCCACAUAGGUAAGAAGCUGUAUGGAUGUGCUGAAGUUGACAGUAACUUUAGUCAGAGCGUAGGUGUUCACUUUUAUCACAGAGUCCACACAGGGGAGGUUCCUUAUAUAUGUAAUGUGUGUGGUAAGAGCUUCAGUCAGAUCUCUAGUCUUCACAAUCAUCAAAGAGUCCAUACAGAAGAGAAACUCUAUAAAUUUGAGUGCGAUAAGGACCUCAGUAGAAAUUCAUUACUUCACAUUCACCAGAGACUUCACAUAGGAGAAAAGCCUUUUAAGUGCGAUCAGUGCGGUAAGAGUUUUAGUCGGAGUUCAGUACUUCAUGUUCAUCAGAGAGUCCACACAGGAGAGAAACCAUAUAAGUGUGAUGAGUGUGGUAAAGGCUUCAGUCAGAGCUCAAAUCUUAGAAUUCAUCAGUUAGUCCGCACAGGAGAGAAGUCCUAUAAAUGUGAUGACUGUGGUAAGGGCUUCACCCAGCGCUCAAAUCUUCAAAUUCAUCAGAGAGUGCAUACAGGAGAGAAGCCUUAUAAAUGUGAUGACUGUGGGAAGGACUUUAGUCACAGCUCAGAUCUUCGCAUUCAUCAGAGGGUCCACACAGGGGAGAAACCCUAUACUUGUCAUGAAUGUGGGAAGGGCUUCAGCAAGAGUUCAAAGCUUCACACUCAUCAACGAGUACACACUGGAGAGAAACCCUAUAAAUGUGAACAGUGUGGUAAGGGAUUCAGUCAGCGUUCACAUCUUCUCAUUCAUCAGAGAGUCCAUACAGGAGAAAAACCCUAUAAAUGUGAUGAUUGUGGAAAAGGCUUUAGUCACAGCUCUAAUCUUCACAUUCAUCAGAGGGUUCACACAGGGGAGAAGCCUUAUCAGUGUGCUAAGUGUGGUAAGGGUUUCAGUCAUAGCUCAGCUCUUCGAAUUCAUCAAAGAGUCCACACAGGAGAGAAGCCUCAUAAAUGCCAUGAGUAUUAUAAGGGAUUUGAUCAGAAUUCACAUAUUCACAAUAAUCACAGAAGAGAAACCUUAUAAUUCUGUUCAUUUAGUUAACAGCUUUAAUCAAAGCUUAACCUUAAGCCCAAUAAAUGCUACUGGGAAGGAAAUUGUAUAAAUAACCAAAGUAAUCCCAAGUAACAUUUAUAGUUUCCCCUAAGUCCCACUAAGAAUCAUGUGCUUCAAGAGGAGAUGCUUAGGAGGAUUCUUAUAUGUUUAAAAUUAAAGCGUAUUUUCUUUUUCUACUAUAAAUAUUAUACAUAGUCAUUAUAAAAUAUAUUUAAAAAUUCAAGGAGAAAAAACUUCAUCCUGUUUCAUCCUAGUCUUUUUUUCUGUGCAUUUUCAUGUGCAUAAACUCGUACUCUAUGUUCAAGUUUGUAUUUUCACUGACUUCAAAACACUUAGAUUUUGGUUUGAAUUGAAAUUGGCUACCUAUCUAUGGGACAGCAUCUUGACUCACCUGUCAAGUCCCUCGGAAGCUACAGAAAAAAAUGAAAACACAUGACACUUGAAACUCAAACUGGUAGGUAGCCUAUGGCUCAAAUGUGGAAGAAUUAACUAUAGGGCCAGGGGAAUUCAAUUGCUUAUGACAAAAGAUAGGAAAAUACUGUAUGACCCUUUAUCUGAGUUAGGACAUCUUAGAGAUGCUAUUUCUGUCAACCAGGAAACUCAGGAACCAUUAUUUUGUUGCAGGGGUGCUGCUCUCUGAGGUUACCACAGUGCAUUCUUAACCCAUUUUCAUCCUCAGUUUUCCGCAUUUAUUCAUAGGGUCAGACAUCAAGUAACAGGAGAUACAAGAUUUAGUUUCUCCAAGUAAGGUGUCAAGGAUGUGGACAAAAGCUGAUAGAAGUGAAUGCUAAAAACUGGAGAUACUCAAUCAGUUCAGAAUUAGAGAUCCAAGCAGUAGAAUUUGAUUUAAUCUCAGCAGAAUAGAAUGGUAAUAGAGAAACAUCUGCUAGAAACAGAAUUGAACUCAGAGCUCUGUGCAGAAAUGAAUUCUCAAGCUAAUUAUGCAAGAAGAGAGAAUUUGGUCAUUAUAAAAAUGGAGUAGACUCAAUGAGAAUACAUAAGCCCUAACUAUUGAUAUGUGAACAUGUUUAGAUAUCACUUCCCAAGAGAAAAUAAAUUAAGUGGAGCUGUUUAGGAAAUUAAGAGGGAAUUGCAGUACCAAAGAAAGGAAUAUCAUUGUGUAGACUUAGAAUCCUGUAGCCUGAAAAUUAGCUAUUUCGGUGUCCUAAAUAAAUUUUCAGAAAAACUGGUGUCCUCAGUAGCAUAACAGAAAACCUGAAAUCAAUAAAACUAGAAUAGAAAUACAUAAGUAGAGAAGAGCCUCUAAGAUAAAAAGAAAAAUAGAUAUAAUGAAAAAGGACUACAGGGAAAUUUAAAAUGCUGUAUCAAAGGAAAAGGCACUAAGAAGCAGAAUUGGCACUGUAGAAUAUCAAAUACUGCAAUGAAUAAACUUGGGAUGAUGUUAAAUGUAUAAGAAAAGGAUAAUGAGAUGCGAACAAUGAGAGAAAAGACAGAUAUGAAGUGCAGAGAAUGGAUAGCCAUUGUGAGAACUAAAGGUGUUUCUAAGGAAGAUGAACAAUUGGAAUGGACUCAGUGAUCAAAGAAAUUAAGAAAUUUUUCCUGAGCUAAAAGUAUAUGCCCACUAGAUUUUAGGCAAAACCAGUAUAAAAAACCAUGCUUAGAAACAGCUUAUGAAAAAAAGAACAAUUGAAAGUAUGCAGAAAGAAAAAUUCUGUUCAUCUACAAAACCAAAAAGGGAGGAUGGAUAAAGACCUCAGUAAAUGUCAAAAGACAAUGGAAAAACACUUAAAGGAUUGUGUGAGGUUAAAAAAUCUGUUAACCACCUACAGUUUUUUUUUAUCAACUAAAUUGUCUUUUAUAUGUGUAGGUAACAGAUAAGCAAGAAAACAGAAAACUUAUCAUACACGUGCCUUUCUUAAAGAGAGCUCAAGAAUGUGGAAGUCAGUAUAAAAGGACUGGUGAUGAAUACUAAAAUCAGUUAAACUUGCGGUUAAGUCUGGAUAAUUGUUAAUUUGCUUACCAAACUUCAAAAAUUUUAAAUAGUUGUGCAAGAAAAUAUUUCAUAUACAAAUGCUGAAUAUAAAAGCAGAUUAUAUAUAAAAGUCUGGGUGGGAGAGUAGGGUUGUCAUAAAAUGCAGGACACCCAGUUAAGUUUCAAUUUGAGAUACACAAUAAUUUUUUAGUAUAAGUGUGGCCUAAAUAUUACAGGGGACUUAUACUAAGAAAUUAUUUAUUUAUAUGAAAUUCAAAUUUAACUAGGCAUCCUGUGUUUUUAUUUGCUAAAUCUGGCAACCCUGUGGGGGAAGGACAGCAAAGGAAACUGUGCUACAUUUCUGAUCUUAAAUAGCAGGGACUUAUUACAUUUUCUUCUUGACUUUAACAAUUCAAGAAAUAAAGGUUUUAAGAUUUUUUUUUUCAAAGUUAGAAAUUGCAACUAAUAAAACUAAAAAAAGCACAUAUACCUUUCAAGACGGAGUAAGAUAAAAGCAAAGAAUAUUCAGUCCCUGUUGCAAAAGACAGAAACAAAACAAAACAAAAUGACCUAAAAAAUUAGAGAACAUGGAUCAAGAUGAGAGAAAACCAAAUUUAUCAAAAUAGGUUAACUCUCCCAUUAAAAAGUUUUGAAAAGCCUUGAUGGGGUUAAAAUUUUACUUACAUGCUAUUCAAAUGAAAAGAUUAAAGCAAAAUGAUAUUGAUCAAUAAUGAUUUAUUGACAUAAAGAAUAGGUGAAGGUUUAUUAGUGCCUACAAUAUGUUUUUAAAACUUAAUUAAAAAAUGAACUAGUUAAACCCAUUAAGGUGAGUAAAAAUACAAAAACCAAUAGUUUCCUAAACUCUUAUAAUAACUAGAAAAUAUAAUGGGAAGAAAAAAUAUAGUUUGCAAUAACACUAAAAUUUCUUAAAAAGGAACAAAACUGUAGAAUGAAAAUUAUGAAAAACAAAACAUUUAAUUGAGGAAAAUAAAAAAGCACUUGAAUAGAGAAGUCAACUUUUUUAGAGGGAUGUUCCUAAGUUAAUUUAUAGAUUCAGUAGUUCAAAUCUUAUCAAAAUCCCAAUGAGAUUUGAAAUGAAAAAGAUUCUCAAGUCUCUUAAGAAAAGUAGACAUUGGAGAAGAGGAAAGAUAAUUACACGAAAGAUUAAUGAGAUUGCCUUAACAUAUAAUUAAUGAUAUAUUGAAGUUAAAAUAAUGGAGAACUUGAUUGUACAUUUGAAAAAAUGUUGAGAAUGCUGUCGCUGAAUGGCUUAGAAAUAGACCAGUGUAUGGAUCACAUGUAUUAUAACAUAGUACAUAUGCUUAUAUACUUUACAUAUGAUAAAGGGCUAUGAAUAGGAGAAGAUUAUUCAGUAAAUGGUGCUGAGAAAAUUAUUUAACUUUGGUGAAAAAUAAAAUUAGACUUUCGUCCCAUGACCUACAUCAUACAUAUACUGAUUAAAGCACAAGUUUUCAAGCUGUGUUCCAUGAACCUCCAUAUGGUUUCAUGAAGAACCACAAAUUUAACCCCAUUUUUAUCUGAUUCAUAUUCAAAAUUAGCACAAGAUUUCCUUUUUUUUAAAAAGGAGGUCCUACUACUUUAAACAUAAAAUGUUUAAAAUUUACCCAAGUGGGUUGUUGUAUGGUUGAAAACACACAUACACACAUGCAUUUUUUGAGAGUUAGAUGAA